Molecule: messenger RNA, 756 nt
Organism: Dioscorea cayenensis subsp. rotundata (Guinea yam)
Lineage: Eukaryota; Viridiplantae; Streptophyta; Magnoliopsida; Dioscoreales; Dioscoreaceae
Exons: 3
Coding region: 270-638 (122 amino acids)
Molecular function (GO): protein binding
Source: RefSeq, a predicted model, not a curated record
CUAACACAAGGCGAAGAAGUAAUUUCCACAGCCCAUUAAAGGCAUCAUGCGGAAGGGAAAGGGAGGGACGUCAAUUACUAGAGGAAUGUCUGUUAAUAAAUGAAAGGUAUAAAGGAAGCAAUCAUCCUGAUUCAGUAACACACCUUCUAAAUCUUGCAACCUCAUACUCUCGCUCAAAGAAUUUUGUGGAGGCUGAGCGUUUGCUCCGAUUGUCUUUGCAUAUCAUUUCACGAACAGUGGGACCAGAGGAUAACUCUAUCACCAUCCCCAUGUUGCAUCUUGCAGUUGUAUUAUACCAUUUAAAACAAGAUGAAGAAGCUGAGACACUUGCUUUGGAAGCAGUACGCAUUCGUGAAACUACAUUUGGAAAGGAAUCUCUUCCUGUGGGUGAAGCCCUUGAUUGCCUUGUUUCAAUUCAGACAAGGUUGGGGAAGGAUGAUGGCGACAUGCUGAGAAAGUUGAAGAGGGUUCUUAGCAUUCAAGAAAAAGAGUUGGGUUUUCAAAGUGAAGAAACUAUGACAACCUUGAAGAAAGUUGUUUUCUAUUUAAAUAAGAUGGGGAAAAAGGAUGAGUUAUUUCCUCUCCAAAGGAGAUUGAGGCUGCUCAAAACUAAAAUAAUGCAGAAAGCCCCUGUUUAAGAGGUAGCAAUAUGCUACUUUGCUUUGAUGGACUUGUCUCUGCUUUUUUUCCUUUUAUCAAAUUCUUGAUUGAAACUUAAAAAUUUUGUUAUUCAGAUGAUUAUUGUCCAGAAUAUCC